Molecule: messenger RNA, 2015 nt
Organism: Perca fluviatilis (European perch)
Lineage: Eukaryota; Metazoa; Chordata; Actinopteri; Perciformes; Percidae
Gene: rcbtb1
Product: regulator of chromosome condensation (RCC1) and BTB (POZ) domain containing protein 1
Exons: 14
Coding region: 132-1910 (592 amino acids)
Molecular function (GO): protein binding
Source: RefSeq, a predicted model, not a curated record
GUAUAGUCUACUCUGCCUGAAAUAAAGGAGACGAAAAACUGGCCAAUCGAUACAGACAUAGACAUAAUAUAGCAGGCAGCUCUACUGUUGACACCACCAGCGGGGAGACGAUUUCAGUCGGUUGACUCGUCAUGGAGCGAUGCUUUAGUGUCAGCAGGGAUGGUUCUGGUCUUUGCUCCCCACCUCCUCCAGCAUCACCUCCUCCUUGUCCUCACGUCCUCCCUUCUCCUCGUCAUCCCCCUCCCAUUCCUCCCUCCUUCCCCCCGUCAGGCCUGACUGCUCCUCAACAAGGAAGGCUGAGUCUUGCGGGAGCCAUGGUGGACGUCAGCAAGUGGCCCCUGUUCUCUCUACUGAGCACUGAGGAACUAGCCACAGUCCGACAGGCCUGUGUCUUUGGAACCUCUGCUAAUGAAGCCAUCUACAUCACACAUGGCAAUGAGGUAUUUGUGAUUGGGUUGAACAGCAGUAGCUGCCUUGGUACAGGAGACAGUCUGAGCACCGUUGAGCCAAAGAAACUGGACUUCUUGCAGGGAAAGAAGGUAGUUAGCCUGAGCUAUGGAAGCGGGCCUCAUGUCCUACUGGCCACAGAGGAUGGACAGCUGUUUGCUUGGGGGCACAAUGGCUACAGUCAACUGGGGAAUGGGAAUACCAACCAGGGACUGUCCCCGUUGCUGGUCACCGCCAACCUACAGAACAAGAAAGUGAGAGAAGUGGCGUGUGGCUCACAUCACUCCAUGGCCCUCACUCAAGAUGGAGAGGUCUUUGCUUGGGGUUACAACAACUGUGGCCAGAUUGGCUCAGGCUCCACAGCCAACCAGCCCUACCCCAGGAGAGUCACCGGCUGCCUGCAGGGCAAGACUGCUGUUGGCAUCACAUGUGGCCAGACCUCCUCCAUGGCCCUGAUCGACAACGGAGAGGUUUAUGGCUGGGGCUACAAUGGUAACGGACAGCUGGGUAUUGGAAACAAUGGAAACCAGCUGACACCUUGUCGCCUCGCUGUACUCCAAGGGCUGUGUAUGCAACAGAUUGUAUCAGGCUACAGCCACUGCCUGGCACUAACAGACGAAGGGCUGCUGUAUUCCUGGGGAGCAAACACCUACGGUCAACUGGGAACUGGCAACAAGAACAACCACCUCAGCCCUGUACAAAUCAUGGCUGACAAAGAGAGGAUUGUAGAGGUCGCAGCAUGCCAUUCAACACAUACUUCAGCAGCCAAGACCCAAAGCGGGCAGGUGUACAUGUGGGGUCAGUGUCGGGGUCAAUCCAUCGUCAUUCCACACCUCACACACUUCAGCAGCACUGACGACGUCUUCGCCUGCUUCGGCACACCCUCCGUCAUGUGGAGGCUCAUAUCUAUGGAGCAUGAUGGCUUCAUGACUGUUGCGGAGGCUCUGAGGAAAGAGUUUGACAGUCCAGAAACGUCUGAUCUGAAAUUCAGCGUUGAAGGCAAAUGCAUUCACGUUCACAAAGCUGUGCUGAAGAUCAGGUGUGAGCAUUUCCGGUCCAUGUUUCGCUCCCAAUGGACGGAGGAUCAGCAGGAGGUGAUAGAGAUCGGCCAGUUCUCCUACCCCGUCUACAGAUCCUUCCUGCAGUUUCUCUACACAGACACCGUUGACCUCCCCCCUGAGGACGCCAUCGGCCUGUUGGACCUGGCCACCUCUUACUGUGAAAACCGGCUGAAACGUCUGUGUCAGCAGAUCAUCAAGAGAGGCAUCACUGUCGGAAACGCCUUCACCCUGCUGUCUGCCGCCAUACGAUACGACGCAGAGGACCUGGAAGUGUUUUGUUUUAGGUUUUGUGUAAACCAUCUGACUCAGGUGACUCAGACUGGAGCCUUCUGGCAGGUGGAUGGAGCAAUGCUCAAGGAGUUUAUCAGCAAAGCUAGCCGCUGCGGAGCCUUCAAGAACUAAGCAAUACUCUUCUAAACUAUAUUCUGACCAAGUGGAUGUGGUUGUGCUCCGACUGUAGUAGCAGAGCUAAAAAAAAAAAACAUAAUCACAUUCCUAAGAGAAAGC